GAAAUCAGGUUUCUUUGUGUAGCAGGCACCGGUUGUUACGCUGCUUCAACCGGUCUGUGUCUAACGAUGCGGUUGUUAGGCUGCUUCAAACCGGUCUGUAUCAACUGCAUCUACAGUCUUGUCGUGCUACGUCCGCUAUCGAUCAUUCGAUGCAUAUCUCCUUCUCAGUAAAAUUAUAGGAACAAAAAGGACGCAUUUUCUUUUCUUUUUUUUUUGUCUCUCAGGAGUACUUCGACAAGUGAAGCUCGUGGAUAGCAUUGCCUUGCUUCGUCGUAGUUGACAGUUGACACCUAUACUCCUACGUGCCGACUCGAGUCCCCGUCCAGGCGUCUAUGGAAAGUGAUCAGUCAUCGCUCACAUGCGAUCGCGGCCGUCAGCGUCAUGGCCCCCGUCCCUGCCGGCCUCAACUCGGCGCAGGUGCGACCCCUCACAGUCACAUAAAGACGUCAGGUUCCCCACCCCCGAAAAGUUUUUACCUUUCCUCCCGUCUCCGUCUCCUCGCUGGCUCGCUAUGCUGGCCGCCUCCACCGCGCCUCUCCGUCACUCCCCCAACGCCAUGAGUCUGUAACGGCACACGUACCAUGGGCAGGACCAGAGGCAACAGGGGCGUGGGCGGCGCGAAGUCGUUCCCGUCGCCGGCGUCGUCCUCGGCCUCGUCGUCGGAGUUCGAGUUCACGGUCACGCUGUCGCCGGCGUCCAAGCAGCGGUCGGCGGAGCAGCUGUGCCCGGCCGACGAGCUCUUCUACAAGGGCCAGCUCCUGCCGCUGCAGCUAUCGCCGCGCAUCUCCAUGGUGCGCACGCUGCUGCUGUCCUCGGCGUCCACGUCGUCCGCCUCCGCGUCCGACUCCACCAACUCCUCCUCCCGCGACUCCAACGGCAGCACGUCGUCGUCCUUCUCCGCCGACUGCGGCGCGCUCCUGGGCCCGGACUCGGCGGCCUCGUCGUCUCGCCCCAGCUCCGCCACCGAGGACGACCGCCACCUGCAUCCGCCGUCGGCCGCCGCGGGGCUGCUGCCACCCGCCAAGCGCACCGGGAAGCAGUACCUCUCGUCCUUCGCCACGCGCUUCUCCUCGGUCUUCCACCGCGGCGGCGCCGGCGCUCCGGCCGCGAAGAAGCAGCCGUCCAAGUCGCUCGCCAAGGAGGUGAUCAAGAAGUACGCUAAGAAGGUGAAACCGCUCUACGAAAGGCUCUCCCAGAUCCCCAACAAGAACCAGAACAACGUCGUCAACGGCAACAGCCAACCGCAGCAGAGGUUCAAGAAGCCCUUCACCUUCUCCAUCCGCAAGAAAAAGGGCGACGCCGUCGCGGCAGUGGUGGAGGCGGCAGCAGAGGUUGGCGGCAACAAGUACGCGCACUCCAGCUCCUUCUCCGGAAACCUCUGGUUCCCGCGCCAGAAGCGGGCCACGGCGAGCUGCCCGUCAUCGAUGCAGUCGUCGCCUAGCCACUCGGGUCUGCUCACCUUUGGCGGGGCUGGCGGCGUGGGCUUCCCCGACGUGCCGGCCGUUGCCAGCGGCAUUGGCGUCGGUCCGGUGUCGUUGUCCACGGCAUCGUCCAUGGAGGAGCUCCAGAGCGCUAUCGAGGGCGCCAUUGCGCACUGCAAGAACACGAUGGGCGGAACCGUGUCGGUCAAGGCGGCGGCGGCGGCCGCCGACGAGAUCUGCACGUUCUGAGCGCGACCACGCUAGGAUUCCGGGGGGAGCUAAGUAAAGCAGGCUGUUUUAAUCGGUAGCAGUACUUAUCUGUUAUUAGCAAAUUUAAUUUCGUCCGUCUCCUUUUUUUUUUUUGGGUAAGACUCUAUGGUCAUGGUCGUAAAUAGGGGUAGUUCGGAGGGGGUUAAGAUGAUAGUCGGAGCCUUUUUCGAUCUCUCCUUAUCCUUCCUUGGUUUGGAAAUUUGCAUUAGCGCCCUCUAAAUUGUAGCUCUAAUUGCAUUAGCACCCACGGCUACACCACUGAACAAAAUGUUGGGGCAACCUUAACACAGUACUACAUAAAAUUCACAAAACAGCCUCAAGCGUUCAUCUUAAUUUGAUGCUAGCUUCCAAUGCAUUGCAAAGCUCCGUAGUAGUUCAUGUAAAAGCUGGGGGAUCUGGGACUCUGAUGUGGCAGUAGGUGGUAUCGAUUUUAUUUUUAUUUUUAUAUUUUUGCUGUGAGUUUAAUAAUAUAAUAAUACUAUAAGCUAACGCUAGUAGUAUAGUUUGGCUUUAAACCUGUGGUACUUGGCAUGAUUGAUUGCUUCAAAAAGUUCGCCUUGUCUGCUCUCCGCGCCGCUCAAUGUAUUCGUUUUGUUUGCUUCAAAAAAAGGAAGGCUUCUUUAUUCUUGCUCGCUGUGACCGAGGAAAGGAAAAGAAAGGGGUCGAGCUUUUGUUUAUUGGAUUGAUGACUUGUGUGUUUUGGUAAACUGCAUCUCAUAUAUAUAAAA
This is a messenger RNA of Zea mays, 2419 nucleotides long. RefSeq lists its product as uncharacterized. Lineage: Eukaryota; Viridiplantae; Streptophyta; Magnoliopsida; Poales; Poaceae. The record is from RefSeq and is marked validated. Gene Ontology annotation, molecular function: kinase inhibitor activity. Gene Ontology annotation, cellular component: plasma membrane.